This is a messenger RNA of Orbicella faveolata, 4493 nucleotides long. RefSeq lists its product as uncharacterized. NCBI's taxonomy places the organism in Eukaryota, Metazoa, Cnidaria, Anthozoa, Scleractinia, Merulinidae. The record is from RefSeq and is a predicted model, not a curated record. Gene Ontology annotation, molecular function: protein binding.
ACAUAACCACCAAUAGACGGGAAAUUCAAGUAAAGAUAAAUAUGUAUAUUUUUCAGUAAUGCUAGGUUGUUACACAACAUGGCUGAAUAAUAAAUAGCCCACCCGUUGGCUCAUUAAUUAUUUGCGUAGUUAAGGGAUCCGAAUAUUAAUCAAACUGAAAUGGCCAAUCACAACGUCGUAUAAGCACCAAAAUAUACUGUUAUAUGAUCAGCAUCCGCCAUCCCUUUGACUCUUGUCUAUAAUGGAAGCAAAACACGCUUUGUUAUUUUUUCUCUUUCAAGGGACCAUAUACAGCUGGGUUUUGGCCGCAGAUGAAGAUUCCACAUCUCAUUUAGGGUACUUCAUAACGCGGGAAAAUAAGCGGCUUACGGGACACGUUGUCAAAUGGUUUGAGUCUCCAAGUUUGAUGUCUUGCGGCCAGUCGUGUUUGAGAAACGCAUGGUGCAGUUCCACAAACUUCAAGGUGUCUUCCAAGAAGGACGGCAAAAAAAACGUGUGAACUUAACAAGCACGACAACACGCUGAUCAACGAAAACACCCAGUUAAAUGAUCAGCAGGGGGUUACAUUCUCAAUGCUUCUGAAGGGCUGUUUAAUGACCGGCUGUGCAAAUGGUGGUUCUUGUGUGUUCAAAGCGGAAAAUCAAACCUAUUCGUGUGUGUGCAAAAAGUCAUGGACUGGAGACAAUUGUGAAGUGGUGUAUUUAACGUGGUACCAAGUGGUCGUCAAGACUGGGACUGUUGACGGCGCCGGCACAGAUGCAAACGUGUAUAUCAGGAUCAACGGAACAACAGGAUACAUAGAGAAAGAAAUUGAUAACGAAGAGGAUAAUCGUGAGAAAGGAAGUGAAGAUACCUUUAUUUUCCAAGGCAAGGACUACAUUGGAGCGCUACGAAGUGUGAGCAUUAAGCGUGACAAUUAUGGAUCAUCCCCUGACUGGUAUCUCGAGACGAUUUCGGUUGCGAGGAGCUUCAGCGAGGAAGGCUUUAAAGAAGGCUUGGAGAAUGCAUAUGGUAUUCAGUGUUACCUCAAUGACUGGGUUGAUGCACACAAGUGGCUUCAACUAAAAAAUGAAUAAUGCAUUCACUAAGGAUUCACCUACUCUAGCUUCUUGAGUGCUUAGCAAACCUCCUAAGUACAUCCAUAACUUGAUAGUUGCACGCUGCACGUUUACCAUUUCUUUUAUAACAUUGAGGCUUUAACAUCUUUCGUAUCGGAUAAAAAUAUUUAUUGAAUCUCAUCCCGCUAACAUGAAGUCAAAGCACGAUCAACCGCACGAAAAUGUUCAUUCAAAAAUCAGACAGAGCGACCCAUCAACAUUUUUCUUGGAUCGCAGUGCGUUAGUUUAAGUUUUCUCGAUCUCCAACAACUUCAAACUGCUCAGUCAGAAUCUAGGUAUCAAACUGACAACAAACGAAAAUUGCUGUCUGAAAAACGUUUCUCAAAAGUUAGUUAACUGAUUUGGAUCGGUUUUCCGAAGACAAACUUUUGGUGCAUGGUUUAGCUCUCUGUCCAUUACGGCCUCUUCGACAAAAGAGUAGAACAAUAUGGAACCAGACAUUUCUUAAAAGCGAGAGUGAGGUAGAAAGCGAACAAACAGCCCUGGCUUUGAGCUGUUUGAGAAGCUCCUCAUCAAAAGCAGGUUUGUGUGUUACGUUUUCCUUUUCACUUCGUUUUAAAUAAAAUGAUAAGUUAGGCGUGGCGGUUGGCGGUUGGCGGGUGGCGGGAACGGGUGGUGGGUAACGGGUGGCGGGUAACGGGUAACGGGUGGCGGGUGACAAUCUCCGACCAAUUCAAUGUAAUAUUGAACUUGCUUAGAAGGCAAAAUAAAAAAUAACCCAAUUUAAAAUUCUGUCAAACUCGGCGAAAAUUUCAAAAGGCCGCCGGAUGCCUGAUUUUCCUGCUAAUGAAACAAUUUUGCUCAAUCCAGACACUCUGUCUUCCUUUUAAUUAUUUUAAAAUUAUUAGUUCUUAACGUUUUGUUGUUGUUUUUGCUGUUUUAUUUUUUUUGAAAAAAUUGACCCGACUUUAGUGCUUAAGUGCUUUAGAUAACCAUAACCUAACCUGACCUUAAUGUACAUUUCCCGGCGUGACCGGGGGAGACACCUUGCCAAACUUGGAACAUCCAUCACAGAGGAUAUCGAAGAAGACAACAAAGAACAACCCCUGACACAAACAUAGGUAAUCGGGAGUUUCAAAGAUUCAGGUCUCCCAGAAUUUCUGAAAGGUUCCUGGACCAACGUAGACAAAAUUGUCCAGUUGAAUGGUAUUGGUUCCUUCCCAAACGACGACAGCCGAAGGAUAGUCAUAUCCUUAUCCAGCCCACUCUCCAACACUGUCCAGAUAGCGAGAAAGAAAUUAGCCUGCGUUGACUGCCCACGUUUCAACGAAUGCGGAAUUUGUGCUCAUACCUUGGCGGUAGCACAUCACCUUGGCAUGCUCUCUGGUCGUAUGUCGAAUCAUACAAAUUGCCAGUUGAGAGGAUGAUUCGUGCAACGAUUCCCAAUGGGGCAGGAAAGAAAGACAAUGAAACGAAGAGCAUCCGCAAGCGAAAGAAACAUCCUCCCCGUGAUGUGUACGUCACAAUACGGGGAUGGCAUUGAUGUUGAAGCCUCAGUUGAGUCUGAUUCUCCCUGCGAAGUUGUUUUUAUUGCUCAGACGAAGGCUACAACAUGCUACGGGUGCAAGGGACGUGUACGGGACAAAGCAUCAGAUUCACCUCCGCCUGCCCCACAUGAUAUUUUCUUGCGGCAUAAGGACUGUCGUGUUUUUCAGCGAAGCGGGGAAAGCAAGAUCUGCAUCACAAAAACUCCAGAGGCGGUGUAUUACCAUCCGUUGCGUUCAUGUGCCCCUCUAGCAACACACGACAACAUCGAAAUCGAAGAGGCCACUGAGGGAAGAUUGGUAGAGUCCAAUAAACAGCUUCUAUGGCGCGAAUUUUGUAGGAAGUUUCACGCUCCAGCUCUAUCAGAUCAACUGUAACCGUCUACAAAGCGUUUUGGCUGCUGGUGACGGUCUAAAUCAUCCAUACGGAUGUGGAACUUGGAGAACACAUUUGAUGUUGUCAGUGUACAUAACUUUUGGCUCCUUUCGAGUUAAACAUCUUGUGCCAUUUGCCUUUAGAGACACUUGAAUUUCCGGCAAAUUAUAUCACGUUUAUAAUAGCUCGCAUCAAACAAUCACCGUACGCGGACUAUUUUUUUCACCCCACCUUUACUGUUUAUGACUAAAUUUGUCUGCCAUUUUGAAUAUUCCUCAGUACAGCUGUCCUUCAGGGCUCUUUUAUGCUAUUUUUUGACGGGUAAGAGUUAGAGCCUGAAAAAAGAAUGGUCUAGGGGUUUUAGUGCUGCGUGAAAUAUGGAAUGUUUCUCGGUUCGAUUUACGGCGGUUUCAAACCGCUUGAAAAGGCUUCUCAUUGUACGUAAGCAAGUAGAGUUUCUACAGAGUUUUUUGGGCUAAGGCGAUGGCCCAAAUUGUUUUCAAGAUAGCCGUGAAUGUUACGUCUCUUAUGUUAGCGUACGUUUAGAAUUUCUCGUUAUGUGAGUAAAACCGUUUCAGAUUUGUUUAUUAUACUAUUAUUGUAGACAUUUUCAGGUAUUGCUACCUGGUUUUGUUAGUGUUUAAAGGAUUUUGUUACAAAUUUCUGUAGAAUGGAAUGAUUACAAAGGAAAUUGAGCUUUUUAAAUAGAAAUAGAGCGUACAGUAAAAAAAACCCCGCCACCCGUUACCCGCAACCCGCCACCCGUUACCCUCCACCCGUCACCCGCAACCCGUGGAAAAGACCUGCCGUUCAAGAGUUCAGUUCACGAUCGAGUAAAACUGAAACCCGAGAACUGAAAUAAUUCAUCACGGGCUACCAAUAUUUUAUAAAACGUCUGUAAAGCUUUAUCUUUAACGUCUUUGGAACAGAAGGAUUUCGUAUGUAAGACUUCACAUAAAUCAGAUAUUUGUUAACUUGAACUCUCAUAAACAAGGUUUCCCUGCUAAAAGCAUGAAAUGGCUUCCGACGCCAGAAAAGUUUUACAAUGAAAGCUUGUGCUGAAUUUUACUAUCGCCAAAUUGCUGAAAAAUUCUCUCUAAAAUUGCCGCUAUACAUUACUAUCCUCGAAAGGUUAAUACAGACCAGUUUGUUGUUUUUUUGGUCUUCUUCAAGUGUCUUUGUCCAACCAGCUGAUUCAACUCCUGCUCGCUUAAAUUAGCAAAUCUCUUAGGUGGAGACGAGCUCGAAAUUUGGUAGCUCAGAGAAUUAUCUUCCUCUUCUCAAGAAGAAUUUUUAGAUUUUUCCAUAUUCAAGAAGAAACAAAUAGGAAGAAUACAUGAAAAACAAAAUUGCCGAGAAAAAGGACAAAGAAACAAACUGACGUCAGCGUGCAACCAACAGGCAAAUGAAUCGAGCGAACUAGUCAAUUAAUCUUAGUAGAAUUCAAAAAAAUACAUAUUCGCAUCGCUCACGCUAUAAUAUAUAAAUUUAGCCAGGCCUAAAACUGGAGCUCCU